AUGUCCUGCUACACCCCGUGCCUGCCCUGCCAGCCCUGCGGCCCGACCCCGCUGGCCAACAGCUGCAAUGAACCCUGUGUCAGGCAGUGCCAGGACUCCACCGUGGCCAUCCAGCCCUCCCCCGUGGUGGUGACCCUGCCCGGGCCCAUCCUCAGCUCCUUCCCACAGAACACCGCCGUGGGAUCCUCCACCUCCGCUGCCGUUGGCAGCAUCCUCAGCUCUCAGGGAGUGCCCAUCAACUCCGGGGGCUUUGGCCUCUCUGGCCUGGGCAGUGGCCUCUGUGGCAGGAGCUGCUUCCCCUGCUAA
Messenger RNA from Pseudopipra pipra, 306 nucleotides. RefSeq names its product feather keratin Cos1-2-like. Gene Ontology annotation, cellular component: intermediate filament. The record is from RefSeq and is a predicted model, not a curated record. NCBI's taxonomy places the organism in Eukaryota, Metazoa, Chordata, Aves, Passeriformes, Pipridae. The coding region runs from base 1 to 306 and encodes 101 amino acids. The transcript has a single exon. Gene Ontology annotation, molecular function: structural constituent of cytoskeleton.